CGCCCAGUAGCAGUUCCUGAAAUGUUUCCAACACGCAGCGGACUGGCACCUCAGUCUCUUGCAGAUUCAUAGAGGGAAUGCAUUCUUCACAGGCAUAGUCGCAGCACGCGCUGGCAGGUGAGGUCAUCAGCGAUCGAUUUUGUGCAUUUAAGUCUAAGGAUACGGCAGCGGUUGAAAUGGAGAAAAUAAUACCGGUUACAAUGACAACGACGAUAACGACAUCGACUAAAAAACGGCCGUGGCUUGCCUCUGCAACACCCUGCUUAGCUUCACUCGCAUCAAUCUUCACUCACCGUCCGUGCCUUUAGAGCCUUUCGCCUGUCUAUAAUGGUCUUUUCAGCCAAUCCGUUCCCUGUGCCACCACAUAUCAACUUCAUCACUUUUUUCGUCAGGGAUUUUGCGUUCACUGACCUCAACUCCGCAUAUUCGCCUCUCUCAUACUUGACAGGCUUCGUCGCCAAAGUCGGUCAAGCUGAAAGACUCAUACUUAUAUCAUGGCCGACUUCACACGCAUCAAAUGACAGCAUGUUCAAUCUUCAACAAUGCGAGACUGGCCUCAAGUCUGACUCAACCCCGCCACCUUCGUAUUUGGGGGUUAAUGUUUUAAGAAGAGCUGAGCAAGAGAUCAUUGAAGCCUCCCCUCGGUACAUCAGACCAUCUGAUACCUUACUCUAACUGAGGUUCAGGAGUGGCUGAAGAACAUGGCUGGAUAAGGACUGUCAGUUUGAUGUUGUACUGGGCACGCCGCGAGCUCAUGAUAUCUUGUGGUGAAUGACAGAAGACAGCACGCAUCACCGAGCCGCGCCGCCAAGUCUUCGGAGGUCUUAGUGGGGUUAUCGUUGGUGGGGGUGCUUGGCGUUUGACCAGG
Messenger RNA from Fusarium odoratissimum NRRL 54006, 868 nucleotides. RefSeq lists its product as uncharacterized. The transcript has a single exon. Lineage: Eukaryota; Fungi; Ascomycota; Sordariomycetes; Hypocreales; Nectriaceae. The record is from RefSeq and is a predicted model, not a curated record. The coding region runs from base 328 to 675 and encodes 115 amino acids.